UUACCACUUGCUGAGGCUGGGAAGAGUGCUGGCUUUGUUCCCUGACUGGGCGGGUGGGGUAAGAGCCAAUAAGGGGAGAAAGCCAUGCAGGACAAGUUAGGGGGAGAGGGGGCCAUGUGAGGCCCGUGUUGGCCUCUUCCUACCACAGCUUCAUGCACAUUCACUAAAGUGCUGCAAAUGUGUGUCCAGAAGGAUUAACAGGAAGCACAAAGAGGACUGUUGAAUGCUAUUUUGGGGAAAGCAUCAGGGGAAAAGUGGAAAGGAUUUGGAGACAGAAAAAAGGUAAGAACUUAAGUUUGCAGGAGUCAUAUACAAUAAAGGUGCAAACUUUUAAUGAGCAGUUUGAAGGAAACUAAGUGAGGUCAGUUUGAGGUGUCAAGUUGGGAUCUACGGCCACAGUGAAAUGGACGGGACGCAAAUAAUGAAAGAGGAUGACAAGAAGGAGAAGGCGGAAGAGGAGGUGGUGCACCUUCGGCGAGAGAUUGGCUUGCUGCCGGCUGCGUGCUUCAUCAUUGGUACAGUGGUGGGCAGUGGGAUCUUCAUCGCACCCAAGGGAGUCCUGAUAAACAGUGGCAGCGUGGGGCUCUCUCUGCUGGUGUGGGCGCUGUGUGGGGUGCUCUCCUUAUUUGGGGCCCUGUGCUAUGCUGAACUGGGCACCAGUUUUACAAAAUCAGGGGGCCACUACACUUACCUAUUGGAGACGCUGGGGCCACUGCCGGCCUUUUUACGACUCUGGGUUGAGUUCUUAUUCAUCAGGCCAGCUGUGGCCUCCUAUGUGUCCCUGGCUUUUGGCCGCUAUGUGGUGGAGCCGUUCUUUGCUCCCUGUGCUGCUCCCACAGUGCUAAUCAAACUUGUCAGCAUCCUGGGAUUGACGUUUGUUGUGGCAGUCAACUGCUGGAGUGUGACUUGGGCCUCUCGCACUCAGAUCACCUUGACAUUCGUUAAGAUGUUUGCUCUGGUCCUUAUCAUCGUCCCUGGUGUCAUCGCACUGGCCAAAGGACAAACUGAGAAUUUCCAGAAUGGUUUUGAGGUUGACUCAUUAACAUUGGAUAGGUUGCCACUGGCUUUUUAUAAUGGCCUAUAUGCCUAUGGUGGAUGGUUUUAUCUGAACUUCGUCACUGAAGAGGUCAUAAACCCAAAUAGAAACAUCCCACUGGCAAUAAUCUGCUCCAUGGUGACAGUGACAGUCUGUUAUGUUCUUGUUAAUGUGGCCUACUACACUAUGAUGACUCCCGCUGAGCUCCUGCUGUCUGAUGCUGUGGCUGUGACGUUUGCGAACCGUGCUUUCGAGGGUUUGGCUUCUGUGAUUCCCUUUCUUGUGGCCCUAUCCUGCCUUGGAGCACUUAACGGUGGCUUCUUUGGGUCACCCAGGAUGCUGUUUGUGGGAGCCAGGGAGGGCCACUGGCCUCCAAUCUUUUCCAUGAUUCACAUCCGCAGACACACACCUUUGCCUGCUGUGCUGUUACUGUACCCCUUGGUGGUGGUGAUGUUAAUCACUGGAGAGAUCUACCAGCUCAUCAAUUUUGCCUCCUUUGCUCGCUGGUUCUUCAUCGCCUUGGCAACUUUGGGGAUGCUCAUCCAUCGAUAUCGCUUCCCUCUCCACCCGAGACCUUUCAAGGUGCCCCUGGUCAUCGCAGUCACCUUCACGGUGGUUUGCUUCUUCAUCGUGGGUCUGUCUCUUUACUCGGACCCCUGGAACACAGGGCGAAGCUGUGCUCUCACACUGACCGGGGUCCCAGUUUAUUAUGUGACUGUCUACCGCUUUCGCUUGCCCCAUAGAUGGAGACGCAUCUUCAACUACUGCAGCAUGCAUCUGCAGAUCCUUUUAGAAGUGACUCAACAAGAAGUGCAGACAUACUGAAGACCCCAAAGACCGAUUUCUACUGAGACUUCCUUUAUACCACCUUAACAAAUCCUAGAGUAUUUUUUGUUUAUCGUUUAAACCUGUGUUUUAUAUUGGUCCAUUUUAAUACUUAAAUAAAUGUAAGAUGCUGUUUUGAGAAACUAUUACAACUAUGCUGGAAAUGGGUGGGGUAUCUGACUUCUCUUAGACUGCAUUUAAGGCACUUAGCUCACACUUUUGCCAUUGCCACUGGAAGAAGAAAUACUUUUGUCUAUCAUUGUCAUUCUUAAUGAACAUCUAAAGCUCUGCUCAAGAUAGUCUUUAUUUUUGUUUAUGUUUUACAAAGUUCUUUGAGACUAAUAAAGUCAUUCUUGAAUCACAAUCUAUAAAUGGUUUAAACUAUAGUUGCAUAAUAUCGUUUUUUAUCAUCAUCGCGAUAUCAACUUGCGCAAUAUACGCAUCGCAAAAGGCUGCAACAUAUUACAAUAGACACUCAAGAGAUUUUUUCUGUUAGUUGAAA
Molecule: messenger RNA, 2363 nt
Organism: Sander lucioperca (pikeperch)
Lineage: Eukaryota; Metazoa; Chordata; Actinopteri; Perciformes; Percidae
Product: cystine/glutamate transporter
Exons: 12
Coding region: 404-1861 (485 amino acids)
Biological process (GO): amino acid transmembrane transport
Cellular component (GO): membrane
Molecular function (GO): L-amino acid transmembrane transporter activity
Source: RefSeq, a predicted model, not a curated record